UCUUCAAAAAUUAAAUUGUUUUUCAACUUCAAACUCAAAAGACGUCUAUUGACUGUCCUCAGUCUUAUAGAGUAAGAAAUCAUUUCCUCCACGCCGAUUCCAUUUCCCUCUUUUUCUAAUCAAAUUCUCUCUCUCUACUACACCCAUGAGGAGGCUAUUCGGUAGAAGUCCCGCCGGAGAGUCGCCGCAGCAAUCUUCUCCGUCACCGUCGCCUCCACAGACUUCUCCUCCAUCCUCUGUCAACAUUGCUGCCGGUCCGGCGAGACCGAUUCGUUUUGUGUAUUGCGAUGAGAAAGGGAAGUUCCAGAUCGAUCCCGAGGCCCUUGCUAUACUUCAACUCGUCAAAGAGCCUGUUGGUAUUGUCUCCGUUUGUGGUCGUGCUCGUCAAGGCAAGAGCUUUAUACUUAACCAGCUUCUUGGCAGGAGUAGCGGUUUUCAAGUGGCUGCAACUCAUCGGCCAUGCACAAAAGGUAUUUGGCUGUGGAGUUCACCUUUAAGGAGAACAGCUCUUGAUGGAACAGAAUACAACCUGUUACUGCUGGACACAGAAGGAAUUGAUGCUUAUGAUCAAACAGGAACAUAUAGCACACAGAUAUUCUCCUUGGCGGUCCUUCUUUCAAGUAUGUUUGUAUAUAACCAGAUGGGAGGUAUCGACGAAGCUGCGCUUGACCGCCUCUCUCUUGUCACUGAAAUGACUAGACAUAUUCGUGUUAGAGCUUCUGGAGGAAGGGCCAGUGCUUCCGAGCUUGGGCAGUUCUCCCCAGUCUUCGUUUGGUUGCUUAGGGAUUUUUAUUUGGAUUUGGUCGAGGACAACCGCAGAAUAACUCCACGGGACUACCUUGAACUUGCUUUGAGGCCAGUUCAAGGUGGUGGGAAAGAUGUUGCUGCUAAAAACGAGAUUAGGGACUCCAUUCGUGCUCUAUUCCCUGACAGAGAAUGCUUCCCCCUUGUGCGGCCUCUGAGCAAUGAAAAUGAGCUUCAACGGCUAGAUCAAAUUCCAUUGGAAAACAUGAGGCCAGAGUUUAAAGCAGGUCUUGAUGCUUUGACAAGAUUUGUUUUUGAGAGGACAAGACCCAAGCAAGUUGGAGCAACUAUUAUGACUGGACCGCUCUUUGCUCGCAUAACUCAGUCCUUCCUGGAUGCUCUUAACAAUGGUGCAGUGCCCACCAUUACCUCUUCAUGGCAGAGUGUUGAGGAAGCUGAGUGUCAAAGGGCAUACGAUUCGGCUGCUGAGAGAUACAUGUCUUCAUUUGAUCGUUCCAAGCCUCCGGAGGAAGGUGCACUAAGAGAAGCACAUGAAGAUGCAGCUCAAAAGGCCAUGGCAGAAUUUAAUUCUACUGCUGUGGGUGCUGGAUCCAUCAGGAUGAAAUAUGAGAAGCGUCUUCAAAAUUUCAUAAAAAAAGCGUUUGAGGAGCUUAAAAAGGAUGCCUUUAGGGAGGCUUAUCUACAAUGUUCAAAUGCCAUACAGGACAUGGAAAAGGAACUGAGGUUGGCUUGCCAUGCUCCCGAUGCAAAUAUAGAUAGUGUGCUUAAGGUUCUUGAUCGUCUAGUGUCCAAGUAUGAAGCAACUUGUCAGGGUCCUGAGAAAUGGAGAAAAUUGAUCGUCUUCUUACAACAAAGCUUGGAAGGUCCACUUUUUGAUCUCAUCAAGAAGCAAACAGACCGACUUGGAUCGGAGAAAACUAGUCUUGCAUUAAAGUGCCGCUCCAUUGAGGAUAAGAUGAACUUACUUAACAAACAACUGGAAGCUAGUGAGAAGUAUAAAUCCGAAUAUUUGAAGCGUUAUGAAGACGCCAUCAACGACAAGAAACAGCUUGCAGAUGAUUACACGAGUCGUAUCACAAAUUUGCAGAGUAAAUAUAGUUCAUUGGAAGAGAGAUAUUCAAGCUUAUCAAAAACACUCACUUCAGCUAAACAUGAGUCCUCAGAAUGGAAAAGAAAAUAUGAACAACUUCUGUUGAAGCAGAAGGCUAAUGACGACCAAUCAAGUGCAGAAGUAUCUGUUCUGAAGUCCAGAACUGCUGCCGCUGAAGCAAGGCUGGCUGCUGCCAAAGAGCAAGCUGAAUCGGCUCAAGAGGAGGCGGAGGAGUGGAAACGCAAAUAUGACAUUGCCGUCAAGGAAGUUAAGAAUGCUCUUGAGAAGGCAGCAUCUGUUCAAGAGCGCGCAAACAAGGAAACUCAAUUGAGAGAAGAUGCUUUAAGGGAUGAAUUUUCAAGCGCUCUGGCUGAUAAGGAAGAAGAAAUUAAAGACAAGACAUAUAAGCUUGAGCAGGCUGAGCAGCGUUUAGCAACACUGACUUUGGAGUUGAGGACUGCUGAUUCAAAGGUAAGGAACUAUGGUCUAGAAGUGUCAGCCUUAAAGGUUGAAAUCAAGGAAUUGGGUGAAAGGCUAGAGCAUAUAAAUGCUACUGCACAAUCAUUUGAAAGAGAAGCUAAGAUUUUGGAACAGGAGAAGGUUCAUCUGGAGCAGAAGUACCGGUCAGAGUUUGAUAGAUUUGAGGAUGUUCAGGAUAGAUAUAAAUCAGCUGAAAGAGAGGCAAAAAGGGCGACUGAGCUGGCUGAUAAAGCAAGGGCUGAAGCAGCUGCGGCCCUGAAAGAGAAGAAUGAAAUUCAACGGUUAGCUAUGGAAAGAUUAGCUCAGAUUGAGAAGGCUGACAGAGCUAUUGAAAAGUUAGAGAGGGAAAGAGAAGACUUGGCUGAUGAAGUAGGGAGGUAUCAUCGUGCUGAGAAGGAUGCAAGGUCAAAAGUUGCAAUGCUGGAGGCCCGAGUAGAAGAAAGGGAAAAGGAAAUUGAGAUGCUACUGAAAUCAAAUAAUGAACAAAGGGCCAGUACUGUGCAAGUCCUUGAAAGUCUGUUGGAGACUGAGCGUGCAGCGCGGUCUGAAGCAACCAAUAGGGCGGAAGCACUCUCUCUUCAGUUGCAAGCUACGCAAGGAAAGCUAGAUCUUCUUCAACAACAGUUAACUGCAGUUCGGCUGAAUGAAACUGCACUGGAUAGCAAACUUAGAACUGCUUCCCAUGGCAAACGUGCCAGGAUAGAUGAAUACGAAGCUGGAAUUGAAUCUGUCCAUGACAUGGAUACAAAUGAUAGACCAAUCAGAGGAAAUAAGAGGUCCAAGAGUACAACCAGUCCCUUAAAGUAUACCUCCCCAGAAGAUGGAGGUUCUGUAUUCAGAGGAGAUGAUGAUGGUCAUAGUCAACAAACAAAUGGUGAAGAUUAUACGAAGUUUACAGUGCAGAAACUAAAGCAGGAGCUUACAAAGCAUAACUUUGGUGCUGAACUGCUCCAACUGAAGAACGCAAACAAGAAGGAUAUCCUAGCUUUGUAUGAGAAAUGCGUCCUCCAGAAAUCAUAGCUUUCAGCAUGCCGAGUUGUGUAGAAAGGUUGUAAGUAUCUCAGUUAUAGUCAAAAGCAUACAACUUCUGGAUUAAAAAUUUAGGUGUUGGCAUCCUGAAAACAUCCUUUUAAGUCCUAUAGGGCUUAUAUCCCCAUUAGGUAGCUACACAAUCUUGCUAAAUGCUGCUGCCGCCAUCGGGGUUUUCGUGUGACAUAAUAUUUUUCAUUCUGGUGUGCACUCUAACUUAGGUAUUUUGUUUGAGCCUUCCUAGUGUGGCAGUGUUAGGAAGAUGGUUUAGAGAGAUUUUGAAAGUGAGAUUUCCAGACCUCCCUUAUCGUCUCUUUCUUUCUCCAUUUGUGCAGUUAUUGAUGUUUAGUACUUAAUCCUCGUGUGAUUAGUAGUAUUAGUAUUCUCUUGAUUUGCUAAAAUUGACAAGUGAAGUAGUUAUUUAAUAUUUCCUCCAUUCA
Messenger RNA from Solanum tuberosum (potato), 3804 nucleotides. RefSeq names its product guanylate-binding protein 1. NCBI's taxonomy places the organism in Eukaryota, Viridiplantae, Streptophyta, Magnoliopsida, Solanales, Solanaceae. Gene Ontology annotation, molecular function: GTPase activity; GTP binding. The coding region runs from base 146 to 3355 and encodes 1069 amino acids. The record is from RefSeq and is a predicted model, not a curated record. The transcript is spliced from 14 exons.